CUAACUAUAACUAGAAUUUGAGCGUGAUAGCUUAAACCCUUGUCUAGACUUCUACUCGGGUUGUCGGGCGAUGGCGAAGAAGCUCGGGAAGAAGGCCAGGAAGUUCGCAAAGAAGAAUCUUCAAUCCGUGCAUCGAAGACAGCGGAAGAACAAAGUUCUUUUCAAGAAAAGAUCAUCUUCCAAAGAGGAGCAGAAUAGUGCCGAAAACAAAGUCGGUACCAGAGAACGCUCUAAUGGAAGAAGCACCCAUGAUGAUGUUUUUGAAGACACUCCUCUUGAUGCAGCAUUCAUUGAAGAUGAGAUUGACAUCGCUGAAGAUGCCUCGGACAGUGAUGGAUAUCUUUCUGAGGAAAAUACUGGUGAAUAUGCUACAGAGAGUGAGCCUGGAAAUGCUUUAGAAGAUAACAAUGAUGCUAGCUCCUUAUCAAUGGAAAACAGAAAAAUUCUUGAAGACCUUACUGUAAAAAAGAAGAAAUUGGAAAGGCUGAAAAAGAAGAAUCCAGAUUUCUGCAAAUUCUUAGAAAGGUACAAGGAUGUUGAAAUGCAUCAGAACGGAGGAACGGACUCUGAUGAAGAUGAGAUGAAUAAUAAUGUGACUGACUCUGUAGAUGAAGACAAUCUUGGUGAAGGAAACAGAAAAAUUUUAAAUGAUGCUGUUAUUGGCUCUUGGCGUCAACUUGUCAAAGACGAUUGCAGGGAAUCUGCAGUAGUUAGUAUAUUAAAUGCCUAUCGGACAGCAUGCCACUAUGGAGCUGAGUCUGUCCCCCAUCACUUUCAGAGCAGUGAUGCAUUUUGCAAUUUAAUAUUGUUCGUUCUUUCUGAGGCAGAUAAUUUAAUCCGAGGGCUUUUACAAAUAUCAUCCUCCAAUUCUGAGAAAGAAGUUAUUAGGGAACUGAAUAAUACUUCAAAAUUGAAGAAAGCAAAACCUCUUAUCAAAUCUUAUUUAAGAAGUACAUUAUUUCUGCUGAAUCAGGUCACUGAUUCAGAGAUUUUGGCUUUUGCUUUGACCCGAUUGAGAGCUUCUCUAGUGUUCUUUACUGCGUUCCCAUCUCUUCUGAACAGGCUAAUUAAGACAACAGUCCAUCUGUGGGCAACAGGAGGAGGAGUUCUGUCAUCAGCUUCAUUUGUAAUCAUACGGGAUGCAGCUGCAACAUUCACAUCCGAUUGCUUUGAGAACUGCCUAGCUAAAACAUUUGUUGCUUAUCUUGCUCAGUCGAGGGUUUCUGAAGUUGUCAAUGUCAAACAUAUGCAGUUCCUGAGAAAUUCCUUAGUUGAUUUGUUCUCAGUAGAUGUUGAAAGAUGUUCUAAGAAGGCUGUUCUAUCUGUCUCUCAACUAGCCAAAGUAUUGCAGUGGGGCUUGCAUACUAAGAAAAGGGAAGCUGUUAAAAAGAUCUGCAGUUGGGAAUACACUAACUGUGUUGAUCUCUGGGUUGCAUUUAUAUCAGCCAACAUACGAAAUUAUGAUCUUGAACCUUUGUUUUUCACUAUGGUUCAGCUUAUAAAUGGAGUUGCUUGUAUGUUUGCCGGACCAAGAUAUUUUCCUUUGAGACUCAAGUGCAUUCAGUGGCUUAACAGUCUCUCUAUUUCUAGUGGAACUUUUGUCCCUGUUGCCUCGUUUGUGUUGGAUGUUUUGGAAUAUAAAAUAGUCAAAGAGGGUGGAAAACCUGGAAAUGCUGUUAACUUCAAUUCUGUUUUGAAGUUACCAAAGCAUUGCUUGAAGUCACGAACCUUCCAAGAGGAAUGCGUUUUCUCAGCAAUUGAACAACUAUCAGCACAUUUUGCUCAGUGGAGCUACCACAUUUCCUUUCCCGACUUAGCAACUAUCCCAAUCAUUCGUCUAAAGAAAUUCUGUGAGAUGACUAGUGCCGACAGUUCAAAGCGAGUCAUUAAUCGCUUGAUUGACCAGGUUGAGCAAAAUGUGGGGCUUGUUCAAAAGAAGAGAGAUGAGGUGGCUUUUUCACCUAAUGAUCAUCAAUCCGUUGAAUUAUUUCUUCAGCUUGAGAAGUCAAGUUUGAAAGCUCCAUUCACUCAAUACUACAAAAGUGUUCAUGAUAAUGCUGCUCUAAGGACUUUGCGGAAGAAUGAAAAGAUGAGCAGCUUGCCAACACCAAAGAAACCAAAGCGGAAAAGAGGGCAGCUCCGUGAUGGCGUAGAUGCUGAUAAAGAAAGACACAACCCCAAAAAUGAUGAUGCUAUGGUUAACUUAAAGGGGAAGAAACAAAGAACUGUCAAAGCAUAAUUGUAACAUCAUUCUUCUUCACUACAAAAUUUUGGGCUUUUAAUUCUUAGCUUUGGAUUGUAAGUGAUGAUUAGUCAAGGAAAGGGGCACUGUGCCCUACAUGCUCUAACUACCUCAGACUUUAUAUUUCCCAGUUCAUAGUAGAAGGAUAUGAUCAAGACAAACAAUUGGUUACUCAAUUUUUGGCAACAUUUAUGAUACGAAAAAAUUUCAUUUUCUUUUCA
This is a messenger RNA of Ipomoea nil (Japanese morning glory), 2463 nucleotides long. RefSeq names its product nucleolar complex protein 2 homolog. The record is from RefSeq and is a predicted model, not a curated record. NCBI's taxonomy places the organism in Eukaryota, Viridiplantae, Streptophyta, Magnoliopsida, Solanales, Convolvulaceae. Gene Ontology annotation, cellular component: nucleoplasm; Noc1p-Noc2p complex; Noc2p-Noc3p complex. The transcript is spliced from 13 exons. Gene Ontology annotation, biological process: ribosomal large subunit biogenesis. The coding region runs from base 71 to 2239 and encodes 722 amino acids.